Messenger RNA from Closterium sp. Naga37s-1, 2298 nucleotides. The record is from the annotation of a GenBank genome assembly. NCBI's taxonomy places the organism in Eukaryota, Viridiplantae, Streptophyta, Zygnematophyceae, Desmidiales, Closteriaceae.
AUGUUUGCGCUCGCCUCUUCCCGCGCCGUCACGUGCGCGCCCGCCGCCGUCGCGCGGGCGUCGCUACAAGCCGCUCGUCCCGCCGGCCGCGUUUCGUUCGCAGCUGUUCGGACGGCCGCUCCCAGCGCGCUGCGAUCAGACCUCGUCUCUGCUCGCCCCGCCAUCUCCUCCCUCUCGUGCUCGCUCGCAGGGCUGCGCCUCUCCCCUGAGAGCUCUGGGCGCAUGGUGUUCCCUGUGUCAAGGGGCUCUCGGCUGGUGGUGCGUGCAGGAGGCACCAGCAUUGGCUGCACCAAGCGCCACGCCUCCCGCAAAAAGCGCGCCAGAGUGUCUGGUUACCGCGCGCGCAUUGCCACUAAGGAUGGGCUCAAUGUGCUGAAGCGCCGCCGCGCCCGUGGCCUGCUCCGCGGACGCCCGGACCUUAUCGCGCGUGGUCUGUUCGGAUUCAACUUUUCCCGCUACGAGGGCAAGCGGGUUGUGACUAUAGAGGGCGAGCCGGCGCUCCCGUUUAUCGCGCGGUGGGCGGACAAGUACGUGGGGACGUUCCGCAGCGCGGGCGCGCGCUUGAACGCGGCGCUGGCGCACCGCACGGUGAAGGGGCUGGGGGAGAUCGACGGGAGCCAGGGCGCGUUCACGGUGCGCUCGAUCCCGCCGCGGAAAGACGCGCUCGUCAUGCAGAUUCAAGUGAACCCCGCCGCUCCCGCCGAGCGGGUGGUGGUUCCGUGGAUCGCGGAUUUCCCCCGAGGCGCGUUCAGCGACAGCCGCAGCUACUGGCUCGCCUUUUGCCGGAAAGCGGGGGAGGGGGAGGACGUGGGGGGAAGCACCACGGAAGGUUCCGCUGCUGCCUCUGGCGGCGAUGGCGGUGGCGGUGCUGCUGCCGAUGAUGAAGCUGAUGACAUCAGUAUUAUCAGUGGGAAUGCAAGUGGUGAUAAUAACGGGGCUGUUAGUAACGGGGGUGACAAGCUGGCGAAGGAAAAGGGAGAGCUGGGUAUCAGCAAGGCGGGUGGCCUCCGAGGGUUUUCCGUAGCAGUAGGGUCAGGAGGGCCGAAGAAGCGAGUGCCUUUAGCGGAUGCGACUGUAGUGGGGAUGCUGGCGCCGAGGAGGGACCUGGAUCCUCCGCCCCUAAGAGUGCGGGAGGUGGGGUUGGUGGAGGAGGAAGGAGGGAGAAAGGAGGGACUAAAUCCUCUAACUGAUGGUGCCGCGGCUGCUGGUGGUGCUGGGGGCUCGACUGUGGGUGACGCUGCUGCUGGGGGAGGUGCAUCUGGGGCGGGUGCGACUGCUGCCGACCCUGCCGCCGCCCCAGCCGCCCCUCAGCAGACGGUGCGGCUGUCGGCAGAGGGCGAUCUGUUCCCCGUGCUGCUGCUGCCGGACGAGACAGCAGUGGUGUGGCUGCACACGUUCAGCACCAAGGGAUUGGAUAUCUCCGCCACGGGGCUCACCCCCUCGCAGUACCUCUACGCGGAGUCCAUGCGCGCCCUCAGCCUUGCCACAAGGCGUGGCAAGCGUAUUGUGCUGGACGUGCGGGGAAACAGUGGAGGCAUUAUCCAGACCGCCUAUGGAGUGGUGAGGGCAUUGGCAGGGCCUGCUAAGACUCCCCCCGGGCAGCUGCAGAUGCCGCAGCAGUUGAUGAUCGGGAACGAGUACACCGCGCGACUCAUUAAAAGCAGCGCCACUUUCUUUUAUAACGCGUCGAAUUAUUGCAACGAGGCGGAGACCGCGGGGUUGAAAGGACCGGCUGAUUUCGGUCCGUUUCAGGAACUACAGUAUUCAACAGACGGGCAGCCGGGAAAUUAUUCUGCACGGGUGAAGCUGACGGAGAUGCUGACGCUGUACGACCAAUCGGAUGAUUUCAGUGGGCUGCCCAUGGUGGUCGUUUCCGACGGAACCUGCUUCUCUGCCUGCGCGGUUCUAACUCACAUUUUAAAACGGAAAGUCAAUGUCCCCAUGGUGACUGUUGGAGGGCUCAAGGACCGGCCAAUCGCAGUGAGCUCCUCGUGCCUAGGUGGCACGCUCGGCUCGCUGGACAACGGGAUCUCGCUGCCACUUGUCGGCACGCCAUUGGCCGAGGAUCCCCGGGCUACCAAGCCAUUCAAAAUGCAAAUCGACCUGGCAUUUGCUAUGCUGCAGGCAUACAGGCCCAGGGAGGGCGGCGUGAGGGGAGGGGGUACAGGGGAGGAAAUCCCGUGUGAGUUUGACUUUCUGGAAGCGGAUGCGCAUAUUGAUUUGACUAUGGAGAUGGUGGACUUUCCCAAAGUGCUUUGGGCUGCUGCGGCUGCCCUGCUUCAAAAGGGGAUGAGCUAA